AUGCAGCCCCCAGAGAUGAUGUUGUGUUUGACUGUGGUUCUACUGGUGACAUGGACCUUGGGGGGUGCCCAGGAAAACAUCUUCUGGGAGGUCCAGCGCUAUGACGGCUGGUACAACAACCUGCUGCACCACGGCCGUGGCUCGGUGGGUGCCCGGCUGCUGCGUCUCCUGCCGGCCAACUACGCGGAUGGCGUCUACCAGGCUCUGCAGGAGCCCCACGUGCCCAACGCUCGCCAGCUCAGCAACGUGGUGGCACGGGGACCCUCUGGACUGCCCUCCGGGAGGAACACAACCGUGCUGGCCGUCUUCUUCGGUUUCCACGUUCUCUCAGAGAUCCUGGCGACGGAGAAACCUGGCUGUCCCGCUGAGUUCCUGAACAUCCGCAUCCCGUCUGGGGACCUCGUGUUUGACCCUAAAGGAACUGGCGCCGUGGUCCUGCCCUUCCAGCGCAUCCACUGGGCGCUGGAAACAGGGCAGAGCCCCAACAGCCCCCGAGAGCAGACCAACGAGGUGACAGGCUGGCUGGAUGGCAGCUCCAUCUACGGCCCCUCACACUCCUGGAGCGAUGCCCUGCGGAGCUUCUCGGGGGGACAGCUGGCGGCAGGGCCCAGCGGGCAGUUACCCAAGGAGACGGAUGGGAGGGUCCCCAUGUGGAAAGCUCUGGAUCCAUCCACCGGACAGGGUGGUCCUCGUGGGAUCUACGACCUGGGGAACGCCUGGGGGAAUGAGAACCGCUUCCUGCAGGCCGAGAGCAUCGCUUGGUUUCGGUACCACAACCACCUGGCCACGGAGCUGGCCCAGGCGCAACCCAGCUGGUCCGAUGAGGACAUCUUCCAGCACACUCGCAAGAAGGUCAUCGCCACCUUCCAGAGCAUCGUGCUGUACGAGUGGCUGCCCACGCUGCUGGGGAGAGCUGUCCCGGAGUACACAGGUUACCAGCAGCACAUGGACCCCAGCCUUUCACCGGAGUUCGUGGCAGCAGCGGAACUUUUUCUGGCCACCAUGGUGCCGCCGGGUGUCUACAAGAGGGACCUCAGCUGCCAGUUCCAGAAUGUGUCCAGCCCUGGUGGCACCUUCCCAGCGAUGCGGCUCUGCAACAACUACUGGAGCAGAGAGAGCACUGGGGUGCAGGCAGAAGACGUGGAUGGCCUCCUGCUGGGGAUGAGCUCACAGAUUGCUGAGCGGGAGGACAACAUUUUGGUGGAAGAUCUCCAAGAUUACUGGUACGGGCCUCUGAAGUACUCCCGCACCGACUUCAUGGCCAGCUGGCUGCAGCGCGGGCGCGACCUUGGCCUGCCCACCUACAACCAAGCCCGGGAGCGGUUUGGUUUGCAGCCUCUCCAGGACUGGAUGGACCUUGCCCCACACCUGGAGCAAGAGGUCCUGAAGAACGUUGCUGACCUGUAUGCCAACAACACGGCCAGGCUGGAGAUGCUCCCCGGAGGCAUGCUGGAGGCUGAGAGCCCCCUCUUCAGUGCCAUCAUCCUGGACCAGUUUGUGCGCCUGCGCGACGGCGACAGGUUCUGGUUUGAGAACACCAAGAAUGGGCUCUUCACAGAGGCAGAAGCCAGGGAGAUCCGUAACACCACAUUCCGUGACGUCCUGGCUGCAGUCACCUCUGGAAACCUUACAGACUUCCAGAGCAACGUGUUCGUCUGGAGGCAGGGAGACCCGUGCCCCCAGCCCCAGCAGCUGACAGCUGAACUCCUGGCCAACUGCACGCCCAUGACCGUCCUGGACUACUUUGAAGGCAGUGGUGCAGGCUUCGGGAUCAUCAUUGUUAUUCUCUUCUGCCUGCCUUUAGUGAGUCUGUUUGCUGCCUGGAUCGUUGCCGUUCUCCGCAAGAGAGAUUUCAAGAAGCUGGACAAGAAGAAGGCCAGCGUGCGGCGGGAGGUGGCCAGCGAGGCGAUACACGCCAUGGAGUGGCACGGUCCCAAGACAGACAGCUCUCCUGUCUACAUUCAGCUCCAAGCUGACAAAGUGCUCAAAGUGCUGGAUGGGAGAGGGUCGGUGCUGCGAAGCAUCAGCCUGAAAGCCCAUGGAAGGGUGGAGGUGAUCCUCUCCAACAACAAAGGGAACAAGGCUCUGCUGCUGAAGAGCCCCAAGGAGUACGACCUGGUGCUGCUGUUCAACGAGGAGGCAGAGAGGAGCAACUUCAUGGGGAAGCUACGAGAAUACUUGAGAAAGAGCUGCCUUGAUCUCCUUGUGUCCGAGACGAAGGAGCAGAGCCUGCUGAAACGGGCAGUCACCCAGGAGCAGAGGAAACAAAUUCUGGAGACUUUCUUCAGGCACCUGUUUGCUCAGGUGCUGGACAUCGACGAGUCCGAUGCUGGAGAGCUCAACUUUGAGUCCUCACAGAAGGCAAAGGAGUCUCUGACAUGUGAGCUGAGCAGGGCUGAGUUCGCCGAGGCCCUUGGGCUCAAAGCCCACUCCAUGUUCGUGGACUCCAUGUUCUCCUUGGCGGACAAGGACGGCAAUGGCUACAUCUCCUUCAGGGAGUUCCUGGACAUCUUGGUGGUCUUCAUGAAAGGGUCCUCAGAGGAGAAAUCCAAGGUGAUGUUCAGGAUGUAUGACAUUGAUGAGAAUGGGUUCCUCUCCAAGGAGGAGUUUCUGAGGAUGCUCAGGUCCUUCAUUGAGAUCUCCAACAACUGCCUGUCAAGGGAGCAGGCAGAGCAGGUGACCGAGUCCAUGUUCCGGGCCUCAGGGUUUCAGGACAGGGAUGAGCUGACGUGGGAGGAUUUCCACUACAUGCUGCGGGACCACGACAGCGAGCUUCGUUUCACCCAGCUCUGCAUCAAAGGUGUCCCCGAGGUGUUCAAGAAAAACCUGCACAACCGUGUCUCCUUCAUAAAGAAAGAGCCCAGAGGAACUGUCUCAGAUGGGGAGAGAGACCCAAACCUGGAGACGGUGGCCCACUACAGGGAUCAAGAAGGGCAGGAGCUGAGGAAGAGAACAGGCAGAAAGGCAAAUCAGUACCAGCUGCAUUUGUACACCGAAGCACAGCGGAAGAAGUACCAGCGAAACAAAGUUCAGCAGAAGAUCCAGGAGUUCAAGCGUUUCAUUGAGAAUUACCGGCGCCACAUCGUCUGCGUGGUCCUGUUCUCAGCCAUCACCGCCGGCUUGUUUGUGGAGAGGGCAUACUACUACGCCUUUGCAUCCCCCAGCACUGGAAUUGCCCAGACCACCUUUGUCGGGAUCAUCAUCUCCCGAGGAUCAGCCGCCUGCGUCUCCUUCAUGUACUCCUACAUCCUGCUCACCAUGUGCCGCAACCUCAUCACCGUCCUGCGGGAGACGUUCCUCAAUCACUACAUCCCCUUUGAUGCCGCCGUGGACUUCCACCGCUGGAUUGCCAUGGCAGCCCUGAUUUUCUCAGUGCUCCACACCGCGGGUCACAUAGUCAACGUCUACAUCUUCUCAGUCACGCCUCUCAGCGUCUUGUCCUGCCUCUUUUCCAGCGUCUUUAUGAACGAUGGGUCACAGCUCCCUCAGAAGUAUUACUGGUGGGUCUUCCAGUCCAUUCCAGGCAUGACAGGAGUGCUGCUGCUCAUCAUCCUGGCCGUCAUGUACGUGUUCGCCACCCACCACUUCCGACGUGUCAGCUUCCAGGCCUUCUGGAUCACCCACCACCUCUACGUGCUGCUCUACGUCCUGGUCAUCAUCCACGGCAGCUACGCUCUGGUCCAGCAGCCCCGCUUCCACAUCUACUUCAUCAUCCCAGCUCUCAUCUACGGCGCAGACAAGCUGCUCAGCCUGAGCAGGAAGAAGGUGGAGAUCAAUGUGGUGAAAGCCGAGCUCCUGCCCUCAGGCGUCACCCACCUGCGGUUCCAGCGGCCGCAGGACUUUGACUACAAGUCCGGGCAGUGGGUGCGCAUCGCCUGCAUGGCCCUGGGCACCACCGAGUACCACCCCUUCACCCUCACCUCGGCACCCCACGAGGACACUCUGAGCCUGCACAUCCGUGCCGUGGGGCCCUGGACCACCCGCCUGCGGGAGCUCUAUGCCCCGGAGAGCCUGGCUGUCCUCGGCAAGCUGCCCAAGCUCUAUCUGGACGGGCCCUUCGGGGAGGGCCACCAGGAGUGGCACAAGUUUGAGGUGUCGGUGUUGGUGGGAGGAGGCAUCGGGGUGACGCCCUUCGCAUCCAUCCUCAAGGACCUGGUCUUCAAGUCGUCCAUCAACUCCAAGCUGAUGUGUAAGAAGAUCUAUUUCAUCUGGGUGACACGCACACAGCGGCAGUUCGAGUGGCUGGCAGACAUCAUCCGCGAGGUGGAGGAGGCAGACAAGAACGAGCUGGUCUCCGUGCACAUCUACAUCACGCAGCUGGCCGAGAAGUUCGACCUGCGCACCACCAUGCUGUACAUCUGCGAGCGGCACUUCCAGAAGGUGCUGAACAAGAGCCUGUUCACGGGGCUGCGCUCCAUCACCCAUUUUGGGCGCCCGCCGUUCGUACCCUUCUUCGACUCGCUGCAGGAGGUGCACCCUGAGGUGCACAAGAUCGGGGUGUUCAGCUGUGGUCCGCCUGGAAUGACGAAGAGCGUGGAGAAGGCGUGCCAGCAGCUGAACAAGAAGGACCAGGCCUACUUUGCACAUCACUACGAGAACUUCUAACCCUACCCACAUUUUACUCCUGUGGACUGCAGUCGCCAUGGGAAAUGUGUGUUUGACCCCAGCACCCAUGCAGCGAGGCUUCGGGGGUGGUUGUGGUCCCAGGCUCCCAUCUUCUGCCAUCCCUGGAAGAAACCCACCCAUGACCACGAGCAGCCUGGCACACACAGGAGCCGAGACCCGGUGCUUGGUGCACCAGCAGAACACUGCUCUCCUGGCAUUGCCCUGGCCGUGAGCCCCACGUGCUGGCAGGCUUGUCUGUCUCAAUGCAGGAACCCAAAAUUUGGUUCAAGCCCAGCUCCGCCACCUUGAUCCUGCAAGCUGGAGGCCCUGUGGGGUCACAGGGGAAUGGCUCUGAAGCACUUCAGGAAAGGGGCUUGGUGCCUGCACAACCCCAAUUCACAGCUUUGCCCACAGACCUGGGCAGGGGACACGCACAUGGGGUGAGGAGGCAGUGAGCUCCCCACUGCCCCUCUCCUGCAAACGGGCUCAGCUUCGCUACUGUGCCUGCUCAUCAGUGCUCUGAGCCUUCCCUGGGUUUGCUUAGGGCCUUAGCAGUGUUUGUGUUGGCUUCUUUCAGCAGCAUCCCCAUCACUUUGAUCAGGGAUCAUUUGUGCUUGUUUAACUAAUGCCUGGCUAUGCAUCGCUGGGCUGCUGCUCUCGCGGGCUGUGAUUGAGCAACAGGAUUUUAUCUUUGCUUAAAUAAAGCUGACUGAAGUUUUCAAUCA
This is a messenger RNA of Anas platyrhynchos (mallard), 5330 nucleotides long. Lineage: Eukaryota; Metazoa; Chordata; Aves; Anseriformes; Anatidae. The record is from RefSeq and is a predicted model, not a curated record.